AGUGCGAGCAGAAGCCAGCGAAAAGAUUACCGCGCUAUCGUUUCGCGUGGAAAUGUACCAUUGAUACGGGAUACAUGUGUCCCGAGAGUUGCACCAAUUUCUAGAAGUCUUUCGCAAGCGAUCUAUCCAUUCACAUUACUCGAUCAGCUAUGAUACUUAUUACACAAUCACGUUAUCGCAUCAUCAUGGAUGUUCCGUUCGUUUCAAUACUCGACAAGAUUAAAAUGAAGCAUUCCCUGAUGUUAUGGCACUGUGACAUUACGUAAUAUGUAAUAUAUACGUAAUAUACGAGGAAAUAUGCAUGUCCAUUUAUAAACCGUGAUAUAUUUAACGCACGCUGCGCUUAUCGUCGAGAUUAUUUACUAGGGGUUAAUACAAAAAGUGGUGCAGCUUUGCUCUUUAACUGAUAAUAGUCUGGCGUGAUGCCAGAUUGGCAUAUCUAGCGAGAUAAAAGUCUGGGGACGCUUCAUUGCCACCACAGUAUUGGCCGGUUUCGAGAGCUGACCAUGCUGGCAUAAUUGAAUUCAAGCAUAUUGUACUCUGCGUUGUACAAACUCGCGUUCCGUAGCUGUAUCGUGUGUGAAAGUGGCCGAGUGUGGUCACCGAGUGAAACAUUCGUUGCACGUGGUCAGUGUUUUCGACACAAGUGUUGACAAUAUUUGAGGCCACUCGAGGCGGGAGAUCAAUUCUAACGUCGCGCACGGGUAUAUCACCGAGUUAGAAAAAUGACCUGGGGCUCGAAACAGAAUGAAAGUAAUGGUGUAGGUCCUAUGCUUCUGAACGAUUGCAACCAGGUCUCUGUUUAUCACGAGAGGCUUCCAUCUAUCUGCAAAGAAGCACCAUUCAGCGAUGACCCAGAAGCGAUUGCAGAAAGGAAUGCGUGUGAUUACAACACGCGAAUUAUCUUGAAGCAAGCGAAGAGUGGUAAAGUUCCUAGGAAAAUUAGAGUUUACGCGGAUGGUAUUUAUGAUCUCUUCCAUCAAGGACACGCACGGCAGCUCAUGCAAGCUAAAAAUAUUUUCCCAAACGUCUAUCUCAUCGUUGGAGUAUGUAACGAUGAGUUAACGCAUAGCAAAAAGGGCAGGACCGUAAUGACGGAUCUGGAAAGGUACGACGCCGUCAGGCACUGUAGAUACGUAGACGAAGUUGUCCGCGACGCGCCUUGGGAACUCGAUGAUGAUUUUAUCAAAAAGCACAAGAUCGAUUUCGUCGCCCACGACGAUAUACCGUACAUGACGGACGACGGAGCGGACGUUUACGCCACGUUGAAGGCUAAAGGAAUGUUCGUGGCUACACAAAGGACGGAGGGGGUCUCCACGUCGGACAUAGUCGCGAGAAUAGUCAAGGACUACGACAUAUACGUCAGGAGGAACCUCGCGCGCGGCUACAGCGCCAAGGAACUCAACGUUUCUUUCCUCAACGAGAAAAAGUUUCGUCUGCAGAACAAGUUUGAUGAUCUGAAGGAUAAGGGAAAACGAGUGAUGGAGAACAUCGGUGAGAAGCGGAUGGACAUGAUAAGCAAGUGGGAAGAGAAAUCGCGGGACUUUAUCGACGCUUUCCUGUUGCUGUUCGGCAGAGAGGGCAGACUGUCUACGAUCUGGAACGAGGGUAAGGGCCGCAUACUGCAGGCGUUGUCUCCACCGGCCAGCCCGAAGAGGGACGGCAGCCCAAACAGCAGCAGUAGCAGUCAGAACGAUGAAGACCAGACAAGUCCGCCGCCGAAGAAGACCGGACGCUACGAGUUCUCGCCGAACAAUCACUACCUAAGCGACGAUUACAGCGACGAUGAGGAGGAACACCUGCGCUCCAAAUGAUAAUUGAUGAUCGCAUUAAAGAGACACGCAUUCUCGUUGACCAAAAGAAACGUGCAAUUUUUAUUUACUAUCUUAAAGUUUAGAUAUAUUUUCAUACAACUACGUGAACUGCUAAUACAGAGUGUAACGCUAUGCUUGAUAGAUUUUUGUAUGGUAUAGAGAACUAAAGUACUAUACAUUAAAAGAAAACAACAACAACAAAGUUGCCUGUGUGAUGUGAAAGUUUUAGCGUGAUUUCGCGGAGGUUUUAUCAUUUUAGAUCGAUGACGCGUUAAGCACCACGAUAACGAUAACGCGAUAGACUGUUUAAGGCAACGAUGCGACGCCCAUCGAGCGUAGCGCUCGCCAUUGUUGUUUCCGAGAUGCCGUUGCACCAUUCAGUUCCUAUAAGUUCUGUAUAACGCGAACGCGGAUCAUCACUCGCCUCUAAUUUAAUACUUAAUUGCGCGCGCGCGAAACGAGCUCGGUUGGUUGACACACGACGUGUCGUCCACGUUUUCAAGCACAAAAUGUUCAUUGAAGCUACGCUUGUAUUUAUUGUAUAUUGAUAUUGUAUGUGUAUAGGCGCUAGAUUAUGUUACGAUUAACUUUGUAUAGUGAUUUUUAUAAAGUAAUCUUGGUUAAAUGCAUAAACGACAAGUUUCUUUUCUCACGCACGGAUGCGCGGAUGCAUCGGUUGCAAUUGGUUCGAUCUGGGAAAAAAAACAAAAAGACCGUUAACGUGUGCGUCGCGAGUUAACACUUUCGUUGCAGCAACAGCAACUUGUUGAUACUUGUAGUAUUACUUGUAAGUAGAUGUGAGAAGAUGCAUGUAACGAAACGGACUAUCUCUCUUCAGGCCCGUAACACUGCAAGACUCCUGUCGUGUUCCAAGUAUUAGCGUUUAGAAAGCGACUAGACGAACAUUAGGCGUGGGAAUUUCUUCGAACAUUUCAGCGUACGUAAACACCUAAUAAAAAAAAAGGAAACUAGAUUACACAACUGACGCUUGCAACUACUACUGUACCGUUCACUAAAUGUAAGUUUUUUAUAUGACGAAUAGUCGAGCGACGGCGGGUAUUGCAAAUCUACGAUUGCGCCGCGAGCAUGAUUCACGAUUAACGAUUAACGACUAAUGAAAGAGCUUAGUGUGCUUAUAAUGUUCCUCGAGGGAAUAGUAACGACAGCGGCGGGAUUAUUAAUUUGCAAAACGUUGCAAAUCGUUCUCUAAGCAAAGUCGUAGGAAGCGUAAUUUUAACGUAGAGUGAAUUAGCAACGUAGAGGAUCAGAUUUCGGCGAGAAGAGGUCGAACAGAUCGAAUUUAUUGUACAAGAGAGAGAGAGAGAGAAAGAGAGGGAAGAGUGUGUACUUCAACUAAAGCAAAACAGCAGUUUCUUGUGAUAUACCGAUGCUGCCUCAGUUUGAUAUAUAUAGCGUGCAUUUGAUAUUUAUUGUCGACCCCCCAGAUUCUGAUCUCUAAAAAGUGUUUCACGAUUGGCAUGCAUGCGAUUGGCGAGCGGUUCUUCAAGCUCGGUUACUUCAAAGAGUUGUACGUUUUUAUAUAGGCGUAUUCUUUUCUACGUAUUUUUUAAACGUGUAAAUUGUAAUGAGAUUUGUGCAGAUAUCGCUUCGUGUACAAAAUUGAUUUUGUAGUCGUGCGAAAGUGCGUUUGAUAACAUACAUACACACAUACACACACGUACAACAUACACGUACACACGAAUCUGUUACUGAUUGCAACUUCUUAAUUAGAAAUGUUAAACAUGCAUUAGGUAAUCUCAUGUAUUUGAUUACAAAGUAUUGUCGAGUAGCUCUGUAAAAAGAAACAUGUUGCAUCUUGCGUUUCUGGAAAAUACAAUUUCUUUUAAAACUAUAUACAUAGCUUGUGUAUAUAUAGAUAGGUCCAUAUUCUCAAUUCAUUUUUAUCAAUAAAAGCGCCCUCAAUGUGGCUUCCCAGCCAAUCAGGUGGUUUUCAAACCACUUUUAGAAGCAUUUUUAUCGAUAAAAGUGAGACAGUAUCUGCCAUAUAGUUUAUUACAUUGUAAAAAAUAUUGUAACAAUUAGGCUGUUAAUUUUGAAGCCGUAACGAAUUCUCAAGAAUAUAUAAAGUUGACACGAUACUAAAUUGCUCUAGAGAUGCAAAUGUUUCAGUAAAAUCUUUAGUUAUAUAUAUAUAUAUAUAUAUAUAUAUAUAUGUUGUAAUAUAGCAUUAAACGAUGAGCGCAGAAAUUAUGUUGAGAUUAUGUAUUCUUGCGUAAUGUAACUUAUUUACGGCCGAUUUAUGAUUCAUAAUCAAACAGUUGUAUUUUCUUGUAACAAAGAUAGUAUAUAUAUAUAUAUAUAUAUGCAAGCUUGUUAAUGAUCUGUAUAGGUUUGAUAUAUGAAUAUAUCAAGGGGCGUACUACAUACAUUACGAUCACACUGUAUUUGUACGCGACGUACUUCCCGUGUGAUUUAAUUAUAUUUAUUUCCUGAACGGCGAUAAAAAGACACUUUGUAAAAGCUUGCGUAUGUUGUAUGAGUACGUAUGUAUAAUUAGUUUGAGAGAUACAUUUUCUUUACUCGU
Molecule: messenger RNA, 4359 nt
Organism: Ooceraea biroi (clonal raider ant)
Lineage: Eukaryota; Metazoa; Arthropoda; Insecta; Hymenoptera; Formicidae
Product: choline-phosphate cytidylyltransferase A
Biological process (GO): CDP-choline pathway
Molecular function (GO): phosphatidylcholine binding; choline-phosphate cytidylyltransferase activity
Source: RefSeq, a predicted model, not a curated record